AUGGAGCUUUAGGUGUGAUUUCAUGGAACUGGAAGUGUUGAAGUUACCUCUCAAUUGUGUGGGUAUGGAAUAUGAAAUAUCAAUGGCAGAUGAGGGUUGUUACUUGUCACUGACAAUGCCUACUCUACACUACUUGGCGUUGUUACUCUUUACUCCCCAUUCAGCCAUUCCCAAUAGAGACUGACUGGUUGGUGCCUUGGUGAAGAAACUUCUGUCAUUAAGUUUCCUUUGGUAUAUAAACUAAGGCUAACACCGGAGAGAAUACACACUCUUCAGUCCUUGGCUUCCUUAAGUAGCAGGAAAGGGAAGUGUGAUGAAAAGGAGCUCCUUAAACAACACGUACGAUCAGUUCCCCUCUCUCUCUCUCUCUCUCUCGCCUUUUUCUGAAGCUUACACUGAGGGAGGAGAUUAACCAUCGAAUCUCUGUUUCAAUGGCUGAAGUUAUGCGUAGUUCCUUUAUGUUGAUGCUUCUCAUGAUUAUUAUAUCGGUGAUUGUUGGGGAGAAAAGGAUAGCAGCUCAAGUUCAUCAUGUGGUUGGAGACGAUCAUGGGUGGGAUCCAUCUUCCAAUAUCGGAGCCUGGUCGUCCGGUAGGAUUUUCAGGGUCGGCGACAAAAUCUGGUUUGCCUAUUCUGUUGCGCAGGAAAGCAUUGCAGAGUUGAAAAGCAAAGAGGAAUUCGAUUCAUGCGAUACCAGUAAUCCAAUCAGGAUGUACACUGAUGGCUUGGAUAGCAUCUCCUUUGACGCAGAAGGCACCCACUACUUCACCAGUGGCAGGCCGGAGAGCUGCAAGAAGGGUCUCAAGUUUAACGUCGAGGUGUUGCCACAGCCUAAAACAAAAGAGGAGGCGAUGAUGAUCGUUUCUACAGAUGAUGCCGUGGCCACUGGACCCACCCCAUCUGCUUCCACGCGUGGACUCCCUUCUAGCUUGUGGGUUGGUUUGCUCUUGCUUUGCUUCUCUCAGUUUUAGGAUGCUGUUACUUAAACCUACGAUGAUGAUCUCUCAUUUCAGCUUAACUGAUCAGUAUGAUUAUGGGUGUGUGGAUUGUUGGUUAUAAGAACGCCGGUUAAGUUUAUUUGAUUUACUUUUUCAGUUCUCUCAAGAGUUUGAAUCAUGUUUCAAGUUUCAAUUUAUAUGACUAUGGGUUAUAGUUAUGGCA
This is a messenger RNA of Nelumbo nucifera (sacred lotus), 1158 nucleotides long. Lineage: Eukaryota; Viridiplantae; Streptophyta; Magnoliopsida; Proteales; Nelumbonaceae. The record is from RefSeq and is a predicted model, not a curated record.